AUGACCGACCCCACCACCACCAGUCUCACCACAACUUCUCCCACCAAAGAAUCCUCUCGCCGCACCUAUGCGUCGUACAGCGCUAGCAUCAACAUCAAUAUCAACAUCACCAAGGAAGAGGACGGUACUCCUUCUACCGCUGCCACCAAUGAUGAUGAUAAUAAUGCUGAUGCUGAUAAUAAUAAUCAUGAUUCGCCUUCAUCUUCUGCUGCUACUGCUACAAACAAGAAAGACUUGUCCGUAUUGGAAAUGACACGAGACUUGUUUCAAUCGCAAGAAUCAAAAUCUGCUGGAAAAAGCAGUGGCGGGAUUGAUUGGUCCUUGGACAGCGAUGGAGAAGACAACAACAACAAUGACGAUAUUGACAAUGAGAAUGAGAAUCCUGCACAAGAAAAUGACGGCGCAAAAGAGGAAAGCGAAAAGGAAACCGAAUUGCUAGCGACUCAGCCUUCUGUCACCAAACCAACAAUUGCAAACGAUUCGGACACUGCCAGCAUGAGUAGUGGAGACAAUGAUGAUGAUGAGGAUGAUAAUGAUGAUGAACAACGACAAGAAGAAGAGACUCCCGAAACGAGCGAUGAGAAGGAAGUCUCAAAGGGUGAGGAUGCAUCCGAAACUGUCGAAUCAGAACCAUCAUCUGAACUGGUGGCCGCUACUAGUGAGGACAGCAAUGCCGCAACCAACGCAUUGAAAGCGAAGGAUUCAGCAUCAUCAUCACCCAACAAGGAACAGCCGGAAAGCGACAGUGACGAUGACGCAACAGUUGCCAUGGACUUGGAUGAUGAAGAUGAUGAAGCCACCAGAUCCUCGUCCAAGCCACCCUCGUCUUCACUCUUUGACGUUGACUUGUCCGACGAGGACGAUGACGAGGAUAAUGGCAAUGCUGAGAAUGAUGCUAGUAGUGACGACAAGGAGGAAGAGUCGUCCAAGCUCGCCAAACGAGGCCGUGCCAAGCGAAAGCAAAAGCAAAAGCAAAACCCAGUAAAGAAAACUACCAUCCCAGAAGAUAGCGAAUCGGAACAGGAGUUUGACGAUGCUAUGCCGCCUGCUGCUGCUGCUGCUGCUGAAAAGGAACAGCCACCACCAAGUGAGGAGGAUGUGGCGGAAGACGCCGAUACCGAAGACAACGGUCAGCGUCGAUCCCGCCGGACUCCCAAGAAGCGCAACCUAGAGUUUGUCCCAACCGAACCCAGUCCACGAAAGACAAGCAGCACCAGCAAAAAGUCCAAAGACAACCAAAAGAAGAAGAAGAACAAGAAAAAGGCUGGACAAGAACCGGCACAUGAUUCUUUGAUUACCUCCACGGAUUAUCUCUUUUUGCACGCCGACAAGACCACCGUGACCGUCAAGGACAUUUUGAAGGCUCUCGAAGCGGAAUACGAUUGCAAACUCUCCAAGUCCACCCGCAAGUUUGUACGGUCCCAUCUGGUAAGCCUCAUGUCGGGGGAAGUGGAACCAUCUGUGUCGCUAGAUGAUAAUGAAAAUGAUGAUGCCAGCAACAAGCCUUCUAAUGAAGAAGAAGAAAAUGUUGGCGAAGACGAAGUGGAUAGUAAUGAUGACGAGGAAGAUCAAAUCUCCGAGCAAGGCGACGUCGAGUCCGAAUUCGAAGCCGAUGAGGAGGAUAACGACGAUGAUUUUGAGGCGCCAAAGUCCAAAACGAAAAAGUCCAAGAACAAAAAGUCAUCAUCCUCUCCAAAGUCCAAAAAGGUCACCAAGAACAAAAAGAGUAAGGAUUCCUCUCGCUCCAAACCCAAACGCCCCAAUCAACGCAAGGCCGCCAAGGCAGCAAAAUUGGUCGAAGCCAUGAGGCUUCGCAAAAAGCGCAUGGAAGAAUUAAGGGUCCGCAACGAAGAAAUGCAAUUGAAUCAAACAAAGGAGGAUCAAGCACGAGCCGAAAAGAUUGCUGCCAAAUUGGAUACCAAUACGGAUGAACUGAGAAUGCAACGAUUGGAAGACCGAUUGGAUUUAUUGGGAAAGCUUGACCAACGGCGCAUUGUGGUCUUGCUGGACGAGGAUAUUGUACUCGGCGAUCUUGUCAAGAAAGAGGAGACGAAGAAUGAAAACAGUGAAAAUGCCGAGUCUACCGACAUUAAGGACGAAAAGGACGGUGAUGCUUCCAAACUUGCUGAAGAAGCCAAGAGCAGCGAGGAAGAGUCGUCGGAUGACGAGGACUUGGUCAUCGUAGGAGCCACCAAACGCAUCAAGCCCAUGGCUCCCCUUUCUAUCCACGUCAAGGCAAGUGCCAUUGACGUGUUGAAUCGCAUCAAGUCUCCUGAUCGCAAACAACAACAGAGCAAGCAGCGCCAACAACAGCAGAAACAAUUGGCACCAGCGAACAAUGUGCGUGCUCGAUCGGCACUUCGCAACUCUCUCAAGCAAAAACAACGAGCCAUGGGCAACACUUGGUUGGCGCGGGAACUGGGAUACAAGACCGAGCAAGAGCACUUGAAGGAUUGUGAGGAAGCUGCCAACAAGAAGCGGGGACUCACCAUUCUUCGAGAGCAGCAACGCAUCCAGGCGAAUGAGCGAAAGCAAUUGCGGGAGCGUCUUAUUUUUCAAGAGGCCCCUGCUGAUGAUGAUGACGAAGAGAAUGAAGCUAACUUGGAAGAAUCAUCUGCAUCUGCUGCCAAGCCGGAAGAGGAGGACGAAGAAAUGCAAAUGGCCAAGGAGAUUGAACAGGAACACGCAGACAAGAUCUCACCUUCAACUACUGACGAUUCUCCAGCAGUCAGUGAGUCUGGCCCAUUGAAAAAUACAGAAUCGCAAGAAUCAGUAGAUUCGCUUGUGCAAGACACAGAAUUUCGUGACAAGACUCCAAUUCCCGACGAAGAAGAUGGGCCAGAGGACUUUAGCCCUGACUUUUCACAAGAAGACGAAGCCCAACCUUUGGAGUCACCACAGCUACCGGGAUUGCCAGAUACUGAGACUCAAGACGAAGUACAACGCCUCGAGACUCAGCCGCCAGGUCCAGCAGAACUCUCAGUUGAACAUGGAACCCAAGAGGAGACACAACGAUUGGAGACGCAAAUUCCACCUUCCGCGCAAAAGAUGCCUCCCCCAGCAGCUGUUGUCCGUGAAGUCACUGCUGAACCUGGAAAAGAAUUGUCACAACUCAGUGAUGGUGUUGACAAGGAGUCUUUUCAACGAGAAGUUGCCGGUACCACUGAAGCUUCGGAGGAAAGUGCUGAUAUCAAGCCCCAAGUGGCCGAAGGCAAGGACUCGGAGGAUAGUGAGGACGAUGGCGAGUUGGAAUUUGUAGAGGAGAAGCAAGAGAAACCAAAGCAAGAUCGGAACGCAGGGUGGAAGUUGAUGCUUCAAAAGGAGGCUGAGAAGUACAAAAAGCAGAAGCGACGCAAGGGUGGCAACGACCUGGUCGAGCAAGAAGCAGAAGAAGAGGAGGAGGAAGAAGUCGCCGGUUUGGAAGAUUUUGGUUUCUCCAUCAAGAAGAAAAGAAACGGAGAUGAUGAAGACGAGGACCCUGAUUCUUUGAAGGUGGACGAUGACGAUCUCGAGCAUGUUGUCGACGAUGUCUCAGAUGGGGAAGGAGACGAAGAAGCCGGCCGAAUUGCCAGAAAGAAACAAGAGCAGCGCGAGGAGAAGGAAAGGCACAAAGACAUGAUCAGACGCAUGCGCGAAGGUUACGAUGGGCGCCGAGGAGGAAUUGCUGGUAGCGGAGUUGGUGCCCGGGGUAUGCAUCGAUUCGAUCAGUUGGUCGCAGCGGACAACCGAGAGGAUGCCAAACGCCUUGGUCUGUUGAAUGCAGAUGAGUUGGAUAGUGACGAUGAAAAUAACGAGAACAAGAAGGGCGACGUCGAUGAUGAAGACGAUGAGGCAAAACUCUUGGAUUCCAUGCUGAAAGAUCGCUUCUUGCACAGAAGCAAUGUGGAGCUUGAGAACUUUUCAGAUGACGAAGAUGAAGGCGACAAGAAGGAAAGCGAAGAAACGAAAGGCGUGAGCACAGAGGAAAUGACAGAAGCUUCAGAAGAGAGAACACAAGAGCGACUUGCAAAGAGAUUUGCAAAACGAGCAAGAAUGUGUCGACUGGAAGAACAGUAUGCUGACAGUCAAGAGUUCUCCCAGCAACGCAUGAUCGACGAGGACGAAAGCAUGAAGAAGGAACUCAGUCAAAUGAAAAAUGGUCUUGUGCGGAAUCGAAGUACGUCAUCUCGGAGCUCCAUAUCAUCAAAUUCGAACCUUGGGUCGACUAUUCUGAAGCGUCAGAGAAGCACGAGCUCAAACUUGAGCACAUCACUGAAGCGCCAGAAGAGUACUGGCAGUUCUUUUGGGGGGUCAUUCCUUGAUAAGGGUGGUAGCCUGUCAGUUGCUCUUCGCGGCAAUCGUAGUCACAUGAAGCGUAAAACAAGUUUUCUCGGAGGAGAUAAGGCCGGAGACAGCAAGGAUCAAGGUUCUUCGGUUGUCAAGAAUGUUGCUCUCAGUCAUGUUGUGUUCAAGGCUGACAGCAGCAGGUCUAGCUUUUCAAAUUCUGGAAGUAGUUUAAACGGUAAACGAAAGCUUGGAAGCGCUGGGGGCAGCUUCUUUCGCCGUGCUACAGGAAAGAAUCAAUAA
Cylindrotheca closterium is the source of this 4566-nucleotide messenger RNA. Lineage: Eukaryota; Bacillariophyta; Bacillariophyceae; Bacillariales; Bacillariaceae. The record is from the annotation of a GenBank genome assembly.